Neoarthrinium moseri is the source of this 1140-nucleotide messenger RNA. RefSeq lists its product as uncharacterized. Gene Ontology annotation, molecular function: transferase activity, transferring alkyl or aryl (other than methyl) groups. The coding region runs from base 1 to 1140 and encodes 379 amino acids. The record is from RefSeq and is a predicted model, not a curated record. The transcript is spliced from 5 exons. Gene Ontology annotation, biological process: alkaloid metabolic process. Lineage: Eukaryota; Fungi; Ascomycota; Sordariomycetes; Amphisphaeriales; Apiosporaceae.
AUGGACAGCGUAGGCGAUACCACCAACCAGGGCGCUGAGCUUUGGUGGAGUGUUUGCAAGCCAGCGAUAGCGGGGCUUCUCGAUAGCGCAGGGACAUACACGGAAGAUGAGAAAGUCAGUCAAUUAGCAUUUUUUAGGCGUCAUGUCGUGCCGUGGCUAGGACCACAACCGCUGUCUGACGGGAUACAUGCCGUGAACCCGAUCGAUGCGAUCUCGCCAGUCGAAGCAAGUAUCAAUUUUACAGCAAAUGGGAAACCCAUUGUCCGGUAUCAGUACGAGCCGCUGAGCGCAACGAGGCAGCACCAGGAGGCUAAGGAGAGGCUUGGACAAGAGCAUGUGCGACAGAUGCUCUCGCAGAUCGAAGUGGAACUUAACAAGCCAGACCUUCGCUGGGCGCAUCAGUUCAUAGAACAACUCUUUCCCAAGAAUGAGGAUGAGACGGCGCUCGCUCUUAUCCGCGCAAAAUCCGAGCUUCCCCCUCCCCUGGAUCAUGCGCUCACGUUCAACAUGGCCCUCGACCUUGAUGGAGCUCAGAGAAAGAUGAAAGCUUACAUGUUUCCAAUGGCAAAGAACCUCGCAACUAAUCGGCACCGUGAUGCUCGAGAUGCCGGCUUCGACGCUAUCAGGAAUCUCAGACCGAAUGGUGACAGGCUGGCUCCGUCUCUUGAUUUUCUAGAUUCAUACUGGGAUACUUGUCCGGAACAUCUUACUCUUGAUAUGAUUGGCAUGGAUUGCAUUGAUCCGUGCAAAGCACGAGUAAAGAUCUAUGCCCAUACGACAACAUGUAAUAGUUGGGAUAUCGUACAACACAUUUACACCUUUGGUGGAAAGGCUGUGGAACCAGAGCGGUUGCAUGGUCUAGAAAUCUUGCACUCUAUAUGGGAUACUUUGCGGGAUGAACGACCUUAUACGCCGGAUAAUCACAGCAAGCAAAUGCGCCAUCCCACCUCUUUCCUCGGCAGCCUCAUGUUCAGUUUCGAGAUCAAACCUGGGCGCGAGGUGCCCGACGUUAAAGUAUACGUGCCCAUGUGGCAAUAUGCACCGAGCGAUGGCCACGUUACCAAUAACUUGUUGUCGGCGUUUAGCAAGCUAGGUUGGUUCGACGUCGCCAAGGUCAGGAAAUUCCGUUCCCCCGUAUAG